CUUGACAAUCGAUUCAUGCACACAGCGACUAAAGCGCAGGCGGAUCGAGGGAAGCCGCUCCGCCGCCGUGGGGUUGCGCGCUUUGGGUCUGACAGCUGCCGUCGGUCAAAGGUCGGCGGAGCCAACAUGGCGGAGGCCGGGCGGCGGAAGAGCUCGAGCCGCAGAGGGUUGAAGGGCGCGACACCGGCGAGCGCUGCGCUGAGCGGCGUGGAGGCGCAGAGAAGAAAAGUUGCAUUGCAGACCGCUCUACAGAAAAACCAUGAUUGUGAGACAAAAGCUCUUCACAUUGUUGAACGUCUCCUUGAAAUAAAUGUAACGGAAGAAUUUCUGUUGGAUUGUAUAACAUUUAUUACUGCUGCCCAUUAUCAGGAUGUUGUGGAAGAACGUUCCAUAAUUAAGCAGUGCGGUUACCCUGUUUGUCAAAAGACACUGGAAAUUGUAUCUAAGCAGCAGUACAAAAUAUCUACAAAAGCGAAUCGAGUUUAUGAUAUCACAGAAAGAAAGCAUUUUUGCAGCAAUUUUUGUUAUAAAGCCUCCAAAUAUUUAGAAGCUCAGAUUCCAAAAGACCCAAUAUGGUCACGUGUACAAGAAGGACCUCCAGUGUGUCGAUUAUUAAAAGAGCAAAGGGGGAGAGCUGGGGAAGAAGUGAGAUUUCAAACUUUAAGUAUCCAGGUUUCAGAUGUUGAUGACCCUUCUUUUGUGGACGAUCGGCAAGUAUCUAACUCUCCACGUGAAAGUGAUAGCAGUGGCUACGAUCAAGAAUUUGUUUCAUCUGUCAUGACUGGAGAAAAGUAUAACGUAAAAUGUGCAAGGCACAAACAGGUUAAAAAAAAGCAGCACGGUAUUACUACAAAACCCGAAAAAACAGUAACUGUGCCAAAAUGUUCAGAGACGGAUCAUGAAGUAGAAAAUGCUGCACAACAAUUGAAGGAAUAUCAUGUUAAUAAUGCUGAGACAUCUAGUUCCAGAUUGUCCCAGAAUGCAGGAACAGAUCAAUUGACUUUUGCACCGAAGGAAAAAGCACCUCUGUCAGUGGACCAAGAUGUACUUCCAACAGUUUCCUUGACUGGAUUAAAAGAUGAUGAGAAAGUUGUAGCAAGCAAUGUUACCACACAAGGUCUAAGUAAGAAAGGUGCUGCAUCUCUGAAAAAGCUAAUAGCAAUAUCAAAACAACGUAACUCUCUUUGUUCAAGUAGAUCUACUUCACAUGUAGAAAGUAAUGUGAUUGAAUUACUAAGACAAACAUUAAGUGAAUGGAACACAGGAGAAACAUUAAGAUUUCUUUAUGGUACAAAUUUAAAAUACAAAGGAACACAAUGUAGGUUGCCAUGUUAUGCUACUGAACAAGAACAACUUGAUGAAGAUGACUUGGAUAGCCUGGAAGUAGUUGAAAUCAUUCAUCCUAAUGAAAAUAUUCACAAGAGCAUCCAGGUCAAAAAGUUAGAUGCCUCUGUUAGACCAUUACCAAAAUUUGAACAACUAAAGCAGGAAUCUGAAUUUCUUCAUCUGAAGGUCAGAGAGUUUUAUAAAGGACGAUAUGUUUUACCUGACAACACCGAAGACAACUGUGAAGGAAAUUAUCAGUCCACAACUUCCGAAAGUAAUGAGGAUCCAUUUCUUCCAUUAGUUGAUUCUGAAGCACAACACCAUAUCCGCAAAGGUAUCGUUUUAGAUGCACUUAAAAAAGUUUUACCCAAGUUAUUGGGACCUUGUCAACUCUCGAUGUCUGAUAUAUUUUCUCAACUAAAUAGCCUUGUAAAAACCUUCAGACUGACCAACACCAAUAUUAUUCACAGAACUCCAGAGUGGACAUUAAUUGCAGUUGUGCUGUUUUCAGUGCUGGAUGUAAAGGUUUCACCCCUUCAGGAAUCCCUGCAGACGCUCGCCUCAGAACCAUUUGUAUCUACGAUUCUCAAGGAAUUUCAUAUCCAGAUUCAAGAGCUAGAGAACCUGAAGAAUAUUUUCAAAUGCCAUGAUAGUGAUCGAGGAUGAUAAGUGGAACCCAAGAUCACAUCAACCGGAAUUAAUUCCUAAAAGAUAAAUGAUGUAAUGUAUUUCCAAAAUCCAAAGGUAUACUGGUUGUAUUUAAGCUACAUUACCCAAUGAAAAUAAAUUAAAUUAUGUCACAUAUCAAUAACUAAAUAAAUCUACUCUUUAUCUGC
Molecule: messenger RNA, 2162 nt
Organism: Leucoraja erinaceus (little skate)
Lineage: Eukaryota; Metazoa; Chordata; Chondrichthyes; Rajiformes; Rajidae
Gene: rpap2
Product: RNA polymerase II associated protein 2
Exons: 12
Coding region: 16-1992 (658 amino acids)
Cellular component (GO): cytoplasm; nucleus
Molecular function (GO): RNA polymerase core enzyme binding; RNA polymerase II CTD heptapeptide repeat phosphatase activity
Source: RefSeq, a predicted model, not a curated record